AUGGUCGCCCAUGCCCUGCGCCGCCGGAAACUGACGUCGGGGAAGUUCCUUUGUGGCUUCCACGAGCGCCAUCUCGCGAAGAAGAGGGGCGCCGCGGCCCUGGAAGGACCUCCAGCGCUGAGCCUCAUGGCGCCCCUCUCCGCCCCGCCUGCCAAGAAGCUCCUGGAGGAGAUGCGCGCGGCGGUGCAGCUGGAGACGAAGAGCCAGCUGCUGAGCAAGCUGCACGCGGCUCCAAAGAGCUGCAAGCUCCAAUUUGUCUACGAUGGCGGUUUGGAGAUCUUGGAGAAGUGGAUUCGGCAAGAUCCACCGCUACAGAAAGCGAGCCUCUCCGUGCUGAAGGAUCUGCCCGUGACAGCAGCCGACCUGAAGAAGGCGAGGCUGCGAGAAGCCCUGGAAACCCUUGGUAGAGAAGGGGAUGACGAAGAACCCGACGAGCUCCUGGCGCAAUGGCAGGCUCAAGGUCUCUUCUCGGUGCCAGCCAGAUCCGUGGCGCCCCCGAACCCGGCGGGCCCGGUCCCUGACGAGAUCGGCUCGAUCGACCCCGAGCUGCGGCAGCUGCAUCCGCGCAUCGCCGAGUUCCUGGCCAGCCGACCCGUGCUGCUGAAGUUCCUCAAGGCCCAGCCUGGCGCGUUCCUGAAGAACCUGAGCUCGCGCUCCGUGGCGCUGCUGGUGCGCCUGCAGAAAGCGAGGCUCGGGCUCGGAGCCGCUCCCGCCGCCGCCUCUUCGGAGGCGGCGAAAGCGAAUCGAGCGAAUCGAACGGUGCAGGUCACUGGCCUGGGUGAAGAUGCCGAAGACGAUGUGGAGUGGCUCCUUCAGAAGCUGCGGGAAGUGGGGCUUCAGGAGUGCAAGCAGACUGGAGUGGAGCUUCCACGGGAGAGCCACUACUCCCAGCCAUGCUGGGCUCCGAAAAGGAAGCGCUCCUUGCCGCCGGCUGCCUCGACGACCGGUGCCGGGCUUCAGAAGGCCAAGGGGCGCUCUCUUCCCAGCGAUUCCAAGCUGAGGUGGUGGGCUCCUUGCUGCGAUGGAGGGCUCAGAGGUUAG
Symbiodinium sp. CCMP2592 is the source of this 1041-nucleotide messenger RNA. The record is from the annotation of a GenBank genome assembly. NCBI's taxonomy places the organism in Eukaryota, Dinophyceae, Suessiales, Symbiodiniaceae.